AUGGCGUCAAAGCCCAUCUCUCCCAUCCGCCAAGCCUGGUACAAGUGGAAGUCCCUCCACUUCCCAUGGCGGCGCCGGGUCCUCGUUGGCUUCGAUCUCAAGGGCUACACGUACUGGGAGUUCCGCAUCGCCGGAUCGAACCCCAACUCCCGCUGGCGCCGCAUCGUUCACUACCCCGCUCCGUCCACUACUCCGAGGUCGAGGUCUCCCCGAAUGGCACCACACGCCGAGCUAGCCCGCCAGGCGCGAAUCAAGGCCCUCGCCUCUCAGGCCGACGCCCGGUGGGCGGCGAAACCCAAGCUUGCGGCUAAGCCGGCCGCGCAGGCCGUUCCCAACAUCGAAGCUAGCCGGGCCGCCAAACCGGAAGAAGACGCGAUAGGAGCAAAGCCCGGGACGGUGGCCGGGGCCGGGUCGCCACAGGAGCAGCAGAGCCAGCAAAGUCAGCCGCCGCAGGACAACAAGACGCCCGCGCAAGACGAGCCCGUUGUAGACAAGGCAGACCCUUGGGCGGCGGCGAGAGCGAGGGCAAAGGGCCCUAGUGAGAAUUGGCAGCCAGACACAUGGGCACCCUCCAAGGCGAAACGGUGA
Parascedosporium putredinis is the source of this 588-nucleotide messenger RNA. The record is from the annotation of a GenBank genome assembly. Lineage: Eukaryota; Fungi; Ascomycota; Sordariomycetes; Microascales; Microascaceae.